This is a messenger RNA of Suricata suricatta (meerkat), 3612 nucleotides long. RefSeq names its product cleavage and polyadenylation specific factor 7 (gene CPSF7). Gene Ontology annotation, cellular component: mRNA cleavage and polyadenylation specificity factor complex. The record is from RefSeq and is a predicted model, not a curated record. Gene Ontology annotation, molecular function: mRNA binding. The coding region runs from base 151 to 1566 and encodes 471 amino acids. NCBI's taxonomy places the organism in Eukaryota, Metazoa, Chordata, Mammalia, Carnivora, Herpestidae. The transcript has 10 exons. Gene Ontology annotation, biological process: mRNA alternative polyadenylation.
GGCGGGGGGGCGGGACCUGGGACCGAGAGCGGUUCGCGCGCUUCGGGCCUAGUCCGGACUCGCCGCCGCCGCCGCCAUAUUCCCGGAUACCGCAGUGGCAGCUCGCUUGCUUCGUCGCGUCUCCGGGCUCGCGAUCUUUCUUCCGGAGCCAUGUCCGAAGGAGUGGACUUGAUUGAUAUAUACGCGGACGAGGAGUUCAAUCAGGACCCAGAGUUCAACAAUACAGAUCAGAUUGACCUGUAUGAUGACGUGUUGACAGCCACCUCACAGCCCUCCGAUGACAGAAGCAGCAGCACUGAGCCACCUCCUCCUGUUCGCCAGGAGCCGUCCCCCAAGCCCAAUAACAAGAGCCCUGCGAUCCUGUACACGUACAGCGGCCUGCGCAACCGACGAGCUGCUGUCUAUGUGGGCAGCUUCUCCUGGUGGACUACAGACCAGCAGCUGAUCCAGGUUAUUCGCUCUAUAGGCGUCUAUGAUGUGGUGGAGUUGAAAUUUGCAGAGAAUCGAGCAAAUGGCCAGUCCAAAGGGUACGCUGAGGUGGUGGUAGCCUCUGAAAACUCUGUCCACAAAUUGUUGGAACUCCUGCCGGGAAAAGUUCUUAAUGGAGAAAAAGUGGAUGUGAGGCCAGCCACCCGGCAGAACCUGUCACAGUUUGAAGCACAGGCUCGGAAACGUGAGUGCGUCCGAGUCCCAAGAGGGGGAAUACCUCCACGGGCCCAUUCCCGGGAUUCUAGUGAUUCUGCUGAUGGACGGGCCACACCCUCUGAGAACCUUGUACCCUCAUCUGCCCGUGUGGAUAAGCCCCCCAGUGUGCUGCCCUACUUCAAUCGCCCUCCUUCAGCCCUCCCCCUGAUGGGUCUUCCCCCACCCCCAAUUCCACCCCCACCUCCUCUCUCCUCAAGCUUUGGGGUCCCUCCUCCUCCUCCUGGCAUCCACUACCAGCAUCUCAUGCCGCCGCCUCCUCGAUUACCUCCUCAUCUGGCUGUACCUCCCCCUGGGGCCAUCCCACCUGCCCUUCACCUCAAUCCAGCCUUCUUCCCCCCACCAAGUGCUACAGUGGGGCCUCCGCCAGACACUUACAUGAAGGCCUCAGCGCCCUACAACCACCACGGCAGCCGAGACUCGGGCCCUCCGCCCUCCACAGUGAGCGAGGCAGAGUUUGAAGAGAUCAUGAAGCGGAAUAGAGCAAUUUCCAGCAGCGCCAUCUCCAAAGCGGUGUCUGGAGCCAGUGCAGGGGAUUACAGUGACGCGAUUGAGACGCUGCUCACAGCCAUUGCUGUUAUCAAACAGUCCCGGGUCGCCAAUGAUGAGCGUUGCCGUGUCCUCAUCUCCUCUCUUAAGGACUGUCUUCAUGGCAUUGAAGCCAAGUCCUACAGUGUGGGUGCCAGCGGGAGCUCGUCCAGGAAAAGACAUCGGUCCCGAGAGAGGUCACCUAGCCGGUCCCGGGAGAGCAGCCGGAGGCAUCGGGACCUGCUUCACAAUGAAGAUCGACAUGAUGAUUAUUUCCAAGAAAGGAACCGGGAGCACGAGCGGCACCGGGAUCGGGAGCGGGACCGGCACCACUGAGACAGGAGUCUGGUUGGAAGCAAAUGUUUUUUUAAUGGACUUGCAUCUCCUCACCUUGAUCAGGACUAAAGGACGGAGGCCACUCCACCCCUCCCUCUCCCUCCAAGCCCCUAACCCCUUCUAACACCCAGAGAGCACCCUCUGCCCUACAGGAUUGAAGGCUGCCCGGCAGCCCUCCCAACCCCACCCCUCCUGUGUGUCAGGGGAGUGAACGAACCGAAAGACUUUGUGCGGUUGGGAGGGGUGGCAGACAGGAAGAAACCGUGUCCAGGCCCCUGGUCUCCAGAGAGAAUGGUGCUUUGUCCCAGGAAACGUAUGAGUAGUUCGGUGGCGAGACUGAUGGGAAGACUUUCUUCCCAAAGAAAAUGGAUCCUCCGUGCAGGAUCUAGGAGAGUGACUGGGUGCGCCAAAAUAUGCCCAGGGGCCUGCCCUCAGCACUAGGUGUGAUGGGGCCAAGAGGGUCCAAACCCCUUGCCAACAUACCACUUCUUUUUUUAACUCCUUUACCUUCCCAGCCCUUUGAGAGGGACCCUGAGAACAGAAAUUCCCUUAUGAAAAGCUUCUCCUGUUCUUGCUUUUCCCUCUUACCUAUUGACGGUUUCCCUGACCUCCCAGAGGGCUGAACCUUUCCAGCUCCCUGCUGCGCAGCCGCCUCAGCGGACUUGCCCUCCGAAGCCGAGAAGGCCCGAGGUUGCUCUCUGCCGGGGAGCCUGGCAGCGCCACUUACCACCCUCUGCUGCUUCGUGCUUGGUUGCCUCUUGCAAUAACCAGCCGCACUAGGAGUUCCCUUUCCUGGGGCUUUUCCAUUUCACACGUGGAGCCCCUCCCCCAAGAAGGCUGCUUCCUUGUUUUAGAGGAAGAUACUGCCGCUGGGAGACGGGGACACGGAGCCUCAGCACUGAAGAACCCUUGUGAAGUACCAGGAGGAGUGGGGGGGGGCAGGCUGGGCAGGGGGGGCCUGCUGCGCUAGGCUUUUCUUUUUUCAGGUUCAAUGUGAGCGUGGGCUCACAUCCUCCAGGUACAUACUUUUUCUUAUUGUGGGAUAACCUGGCACUAGUAGGCAGGUAAAGUCACAAAUGUGGUGUCUUUCCACCUUUUGACUCUUGACUUGAUAGCUCCCCUCGCUCUUCGUGGAGGUACUUACUGUCUCUGAUGGGGAGCAAGGAAGAAUGAAUGAGUUCAGCUCCGAGUUCUGAGGACCACCACUCUGGGGGCCAUUUUCUACACAGGCAGAUGGAAUUGCUUUUCCCAUUAACAUCUAAGUUGUGGUGUGCUUCCUGCCGAAGGCAGAAGCGGCAUUGGGGUCCUGCGGUGCCCGUGGGGCGAUGGAUGUGGCCUCUGCAUGCGGUACAGGGCACGUGACAUCUAACAUGAGAAGAGACGUGGCGUGGGACAUAAGACUUGGCAUGUGAGAUGUAGGGUCACUGGAGACCCUUCUGGCUCAGAGAGGAGAGACUGAGUGGGACUGAACCCUUCCUCUGUCCCCUGCACGUUUCUGACAUAGCCCUCGAUCAGUCCGUGAGGGGGUCUCCCCAGGGUUGGAGAGGCACAUUCCCUUGGGACAGAGGCUACGGGUUUGUAGCUUCUGUCCCCCCUGUCCCCCAACCCCAUCCCCACCUCGACUUCAGAACACCGCCCCCCGCCCAACUGGCCAAGUGUUAAGUGAUGUGCUUAUCCUCAAGAGCAGCUCCGGGUGUCUUUUUAAAAUGUAGAGAAAACCAAGUAAGGUGACAGUUUAAGGAAGAAAAUAAAUAGAAUACCAGAAAAGCCGUUUACCCGGAGAAUUUUUCUCCCCAUUUUUGUUUUGUUUUUACUCAAUGACACACAUUUUAGUUUUAUUUCCUGAUAGCAAAAGGAAAAAAAAAAAAACCCAGCCCUCAAAAAGGCCAAGGCCCCGUCCCCCUGUUGUCGGUGAUUUGUUUGUCUUUCUGAUAGGUUGAAAAUUGUGUAAUAAACUUGAUGACGCUGUCAAUCUUUUAUACUGCAUUGUAUUUUUUUCCUUUUGUAACAAAAUAUUUUUAAAUAAUAAAUGGGGUGUGAGCCGUU